AUGAAAUUUUCAUCGAAUGCAUCUAUUAUUCAUGUUUCUGCUAAUACAAAUCCAACACUUUCCAUACAAGCUAUUAUUACAAUUAGUAAUAAACAUGAUUUUUCUAUAAAUAAAUAUCAUCCAAAUGCUAGUACACCAACACAAACUUAUUCUGAAUCAUCACAAACAUCAAUACAUCAACAAACACAAUUACUAUUAAGCAUGGAUUCAAUAUUAGUAUCAAAUAUAAAUUUAAAUCGUCAUCAUUUGGGUGAUAAUUUUUAUGAACGUAUUCAACAACGACAUCAAAGUUUUGUUGUUACUGCUGAUAACCGUUAUAUAAUAUCAACUGGUUAUUGGGAUAAAAGUUUUCGUGUACAAAAUACUGAUAUAGCUAAAAUUACACAAGUACUCUAUGGUCAUUUUGAUAUUGUUACAUGUGUAUGUCGUUCGGAAGUAACUAUUGCUGGAAAUUGUUUUCUUGCAACUGGUUCACGUGAUUGUACAGUUUGUAUUUGGAUAUGGAAUGGUACAAAAGGUGCAAUAGUUGAUCGUGAAUAUCCAAAUCAAGAAAUCAAUCCAUCACCAGCAGCAAUUUUAACUGGUCAUGAUAGAGAAAUAACAUGUUUAUGGAUAUCAGCUGAACUUGGUAUUGUUUUAAGUGGUAGUGAACAAAGUCUUGUACUUCAACAUACACUUAAUGGUGAUAUAUUACGUUCAUUUGAAAAUCCAUCAAAAAUAUCUACACCACGUCUAUUAUCACCAUCAAAUGAUGGUGAUAUUAUUGUUUGUUAUGAUCGUUCAAAAUUAUGUUUAUAUACAUUAAAUGGAAAAUUAAUGAGACAAGCAAUAUUUGAAGAUGAAACUAUUCAAUGUAUGGUUUUAAAUGCUGAUAGUCAAUAUACAGUUAUUGGUGGUGAUCGAGGUUUUGUACAAAUCAUUCGAACACAUGAUUUACAACCUGUUUAUGCUUAUCCACAAUGUGAUGCUAGUAUUCGUUCAUUAGCAAUAACUCAUGAUCAAAAAUAUAUCAUGGCAGGUCUUUCUACAGGUUGUUUGAUUGUAUUUAAUGUUAAUUUUAAUGUUCUUAAUCAACCUCGACGUGAUUCUGAAACGCCUACUGCAAAUGUUUAA
Messenger RNA from Rotaria sp. Silwood1, 1113 nucleotides. The record is from the annotation of a GenBank genome assembly. Lineage: Eukaryota; Metazoa; Rotifera; Eurotatoria; Philodinida; Philodinidae.